Messenger RNA from Gryllus bimaculatus (two-spotted cricket), 1848 nucleotides. Lineage: Eukaryota; Metazoa; Arthropoda; Insecta; Orthoptera; Gryllidae. The record is from the annotation of a GenBank genome assembly.
AUGAAUGGUUUAAGAUGUAUAUGUUGGGUAUGGGGCAUUACAAGUUCCUUCCCAGUUCUGAACACUGAGAUGAAGCCGAGAGAGACCACAGCCAUAAAUGUAAAAGUUCAAAGUCAAGAUACGUCAAAGGAGGCUUUAAGGAAUGGGACUAUGCUGUUUAGAGAAGCGAAAGGAACAAUGAAUGACAUUGGAAGGCCAUUUAUCAAUAUAUCACAGUUGGAAGAAGUUUCAGACUUCUCUACAAUAGACUCUGUCUUAGCAGCUUUUACACGAGUUGUUGUAGCAGGCUUCUUUGGAGGAAUUCUGCUGGGCAUAGAAGUGGUGGUAGUCUUUAUCAUACCAGAAGGUUUCAUUGCAGGUCCUUUCCCAUUUGUUAUUACUUUGCUUUCAAUUUUUCGUGAUGCACUUGUUACACUAGAUUUGGAAGCUGUUGUGGUUGUAGUGCUGCGGACUGUUGAAGUUGUAGUACGAGUUGAUAUCUGCUUAUUAGCGGUUUCCUUUAUUUCUUUCUCAUUUGAAGCUUUGGCCACUGAUCUGACGGUUGAUACAGAAGUCAAAGGUUUUGGUUUACUCGGACCAUUGAGUGGAGACUUCGUCUUUGCAACUGUGGAAGUCACUGAAGAAACAGUUUUUGAAACCGUUCGUGUUGCUGGUGCAGUUGCUGGCCUUAAUGUUGUUUUGGUUGUAGUCAUAGUUUUAGAUGUUAAUUGUUCAGGGCGUUUGGAUGCCUUAACGUCUCCAUUUGUGAUCGGCUUUUUCUCAGAAGGAGAUGAAGUUGGCCUAUUCUUUGCCAGUCCAACAGCAGGCACGGAUUUUGAUGCAGCCAGACCUACUGGUUUUGGCUUAGUGGCUGCAGUUGUAGCAGGACGGGUAGAAGUACUUGAUAGAGGUCUUGAAGUAGUUUUAGGGACAGAAGGCUUCGACAAUGGAGAGGUAGGUGAUUUGGGUUUGGCAGCAGUUGUAGAUAAUCGAGAAGAAACUGCUGACUUUGUAGCAGUCUUCGGUUUUUCUGGGCCAGGCUUCUUGUCUUUCACAGAACCAAUAGUAGGCUUUUUAGUAGGCACAUCCUUCUCUUUCUUCGAGUCUUUAUUGUCAAAUGCAGAAAUAGCAGUUGUAGCUGUUGCAGCUGCAGCAGCCACCGCUGCAGUGGCUACCAAUACUCCUUCAGUUGAGACAGCAGGAGUAUCAGGAACAGCAUUCUCUGAAACACCACUAUCAGCCAGAUUGGUGUCAUUUACCGACUCAGGAGCUAUUUUCUCUGCCUCUCCUACAUUUUCAGAUGCAGAAUGUAAACUGGCAGAGGUAAUUCAUCUGUUAGUUCACUUAAAGGAGAUUCCGAUAGCUGUGAUGAUGCUUCCACCUGGACUUCAAGCCCUGGAAAAUCUUUUUGAAGAAGGGCUGCUGUCGCUCGUCUGCUGCCGCUGCAGCUCCAGCUCCUCGCCGAACGGGUUGGCGCUCCUCGCGGGCGGCAGGGGGGCGUGCGUGGCGUCGGCGCCGUCCACGGCCUCGGGGCCGGAGUCUUCGUCGUCAUCGUCGUCGUCCUCCACGUCCUUGUGGUCGCCGGACGCCUUGCCGUUGCGCGCGAUGUCCAUGAAGUCGAAGAGGUUGCCGUUGGUGUGGCCGUUGUUGAAAGGCGGCGCCUGGAAGGGGUCGUCGAGCAGCAGGCCGGCGCCGGCCGCAGACACGGCCGCGGCCGCUGCGGCCUUCUGCGUCGCCAUCUCCACCUCGAAGGGGUUGGUGGCGGCGGGGAGCGCGUCGGUGGCCGGCGCCGUGAGAGGCGGAGGCGGCGGGGCCGCGCUGCCAAGAUCCAUGUCGAAGGCCUCCAUCUGCGGCGCGGAGGGCUGCUGA